CGAGCCUGUGUGCGGCGGCGGGCGGCAACCCACACACCAUCGCCGAACCUUCUCAGCACGAAGCUCACCGGGAAGCCGACCAAGCUCACGGCCAGCGCCUCCUCAACCCAAUCCAUGCAGCAGCUGAGCACCGGCGAUUUAGGGGGCCUUAUAAAUACGAAGCGUUCUCGCCGGCGUCAAACUCAGUCAUGGCGAUAGUCGGAGCGGCACCAGUGCUCUACCAGCAGCAGGCGCAGGCGGUGGGCGACGGGUGCUACUUCUCUUUCAUGUCCUCCUACUUCUCCCACGGGGGAGCCAGCUCCAACGCUUCCAGCACCGCGUCCAGCUUCUCCGCCACGCUCGGCGCCACGCCGUCCGCUGCACCGGCCAUCGCCGCCGACCCCGCGAUGCAGUUCGACAUCUCCGAGUUCCUCUUGGACGAGAGCGGCUUCGCCGCGCCGUUGCCGGACGGCGGCGCCGCCGGUGCAACCGCGGCGAUGUCGGCGACCGCUCACACUAGGAGCGCGGCCGAGGUAGAGCGCCCGCGGACGGAGCGCAUCGCCUUCCGGACGAGGUCGGAGAUCGAGAUCCUCGACGACGGCUACAAGUGGCGCAAGUACGGCAAGAAGUCCGUCAAGAACAGCCCAAACCCAAGGAACUACUACCGGUGCUCGACGGAAGGGUGCGACGUGAAGAAGCGGGUGGAGCGCGACCGGGACGAUCCGGCGUACGUGGUGACCACGUACGAGGGCACGCACAGCCACGCCAGUCCCAGCACCAUCUACUACGCCAGUCAGGACGCCGCCUCCGGCCGCUUCUUCGUCGCCGGCACGCACCCGCCACCAGGCUCACUCAAUUAGCUCGUGCUUCGCAAACCCCGCCUCAAUGGUGUACGCCGCUCCAAGCUGGAGGGCUACUGGGCAGGAGUUUGGCCACGACGCCGUGACAGUCUUACAUAGUCCUUGAGGCGCCCGCUGUCCGCGGUCAGCACAUACAUAUUCUCCUGCAUGCGCUGCCCGGACGGUCGACGUCGUUCAUCUGAGCUGAAAAAGGCGGACUGGAAUAUGAUUGAGCGAGCAAAUGGCCCUCGUUGUGGAAGAAGAUGCUCAGUGUAGUCCACAACGUAAAAGAUGCAUGCCAAUUAGGUAGAUGGACUUCGAAACGUUAAGGAUUGAGAUAAGAAAAUGAUCUUCCAUGAGGAAGAAGAUCAGAUGCUCCACUGUACUCAACAAUGUAAAAAAGAAAAAAGAUGUCAGCCAGAUGGACUAUAAAAUGGAACAUGAUUCAUCAUGCAAAGUGAUCUUUCAUAGGGAAGAAGAUGCCUGUCAGUAAACAUCCGUCUCUAAUAAGCCAUGCGCAUUAUGACUAUUUUGUUUUGCACAAGUUUUUUUGUCAGUUGUAAGA
Messenger RNA from Hordeum vulgare subsp. vulgare (domesticated barley), 1383 nucleotides. RefSeq names its product probable WRKY transcription factor 50. Gene Ontology annotation, molecular function: DNA-binding transcription factor activity; sequence-specific DNA binding. The coding region runs from base 189 to 839 and encodes 216 amino acids. Gene Ontology annotation, biological process: regulation of DNA-templated transcription. Lineage: Eukaryota; Viridiplantae; Streptophyta; Magnoliopsida; Poales; Poaceae. The transcript has 2 exons. The record is from RefSeq and is a predicted model, not a curated record.